CGAGUCAGAUAGUCAGAUGGUAUGAUAGAAGGGGAUCUUCGGGGAGUUUGGGGUUCUCCCGCGGAGCAUUUCGUCAGACUGCGUCAGACAAUGAAAUUGGAGUAGUUGGAGUAGUUGGACGGUCGUCGUUGAUCGAGGAUCGAGCAUGUGUUGUGAUUUUUAAUUGCUUUCUAAUUAAGUUCGGAAUUGUUGAUCUUCCUGGCUUCCUGGAAACGAUUCAGCGCCGCGCGACAACGUGGUCGCCAUUCUACAGUUUAACAUCAGCGAUUGAUUUGUACAAAACAAUGGAGGCGAAAUUUACUCCAGAAAAUGAGAAGACUGGGUUUACACCGAGAGCAUAUCAAAUAGAUCUGUAUGAAAGGGCAACGAGAAAUAACACGAUACUAUACCUGCCAACUGGCGCGGGCAAGACAUACAUAGCUGUUAUGCUCUUGAAACAUCUAAGCGGUGAUGUGCGCAGACCUUAUCGGGAAGGUGGAAAACGUAGUAUAUUCGUUGUAAACACAGUAGCACUGGUAGUGCAACAAGCGGAUUAUAUAAGUAGGCACACGGGCCUAAAAUGUAAAGGUUACAGCGGAGACAUGAAGGUGGACUUUUGGCAGGAGCAACAAUGGUCGGCCGAAAUAGAAGAACACGAGGUUUUGGUAAUGACGUCGCAAAUCUUUCUGGAUAUCCUCGGGCACGGACGCAUGAAGUUAGAUAGAGUAAACUUAAUCAUAUUUGACGAGUGCCACAGAGCUGUAUCUAAUCAUCCAAUGAGACUAAUUAUGCAACGAUUUGAAGAUUGCUCUAAGGAAAAGCAUCCACGUAUCUUAGCUAUGUCGGCAACAUUACUGAACGCCAAUGUAAAAGCAGAUAAAAUUGAAUCUACGAUUAAGGCUUUAGAAAUAACAUUCCAUGCAAAGAUAGCAACUGUAGGUUCAACAGAUUGUAUCCAAGGAUAUUGUACAAACCCGAAAGAAAAUAUCGUCAAAUACACAAAAUGUAUAAUUCCACAGAUAACUUUAAUGAAAAAGAUAACUUGUAUUAUAGAAACAACUUCAGAAAUUCUAGAAAAUGUAAAGAUUGAAUUCGAUGAAAUAUAUAAUGAAUCCAGCGUGAAAAUGCGGCCUAAAUCUAAAUCUUCCAAGUUAGAAGCUAUUUUGAAAGACAUAGAAACCACUACAUUACUUACCGGCAUAUAUGGUGGAAAUAAGUCCGCUUUGUUACAUUUAAUCCAGCUAGAGAGUUUAAGGAAAUACUGCAGCGACCAAACGACAGAGAUUCUUCUGGAUUAUCUAAUUACUCAAGUAAUACUAAUAAGGAAACUGUUUGAUAACGAGAUGAAAGAUCUCACAGAAUUAGAACGAUUGUACAAAUUUUCAUCCGACCAAGUCCUUAAAUUACUUGAGAUAUUGUUGGAUAAUGAUAAAUUGAACAAACAAAAGUUCUGCUGCAUUAUUUUUGUCAAGGAAAGAUUUAUGACACAAGUGAUAUAUCAUAUAUUAAAAACAUUAUCUGCGCACGAUAAGCAAUACAGUUUCCUUUCGCCCGAUUACGUACUUGGAUUUCAGAAUAAUCCUUACAAACAUAGUAGAGAAGUUUCAUGUAUUGCGAAAUGGAAUAAGGAAGUGUUGCAAAGCUUUAAAAGAGGUACGACAAAUUGCAUUGUAGCGACCGAUGUUGUUGAUGAAGGUAUCGAUAUACCAACUUGCACAUUGAUAAUACGAUAUGAUAUGCCAAUGGAUUUUAGAGCAUAUGUUCAAAGUAAGGGUCGGGCACGCCACAAUUCGAGUAAUUAUGUAAUCUUAAUGCCGAAAGUGGAUUGCGGUUUUCUUCAGAGAUAUUAUGAGUACAAAAAAACAGAGUUGCAAUUGAAAGGGAUUUUGGUGGGACAAACCGAACAGCGUACGCUACCUACUCAAAACGAUAUUAUAAACGAUCUGUAUACUGAUUGUGAGAUCCCGCCGUAUACAGUGAAACGUAAUGGUGUUGUGGAAAGUUGCCUAACAGAAAUGGGUGCGAUUAGCUUGAUAAAUAUGUAUUGCACUGCUCUACUGAAAUCUAAAUUUAUUUGUCUGGUUCCGGUUUGGAAAUUGUAUGAAAAGGAUAGUCUUCGGGCGAAAUUGUUUCAAGUUUCUCUCAAAUUACCAAACUUAUCACCACUAAAAGUUGAAAUUUAUGGUGAUUUUAAGGAAAGUAUAGAUAGUGCUAAACGAUCCGCUGCUAUGAAAAGUUGCAUAAGAUUGCACGAACUAGGUGCAUUGAACGACAAGCUAUUACCUGCAACCGACGAUGAAAUCACACAAAAUUUGGAUUACUUGUUCCCAAAUUGGAUAGAUGAAGACAAUUAUCAAUCUGGCACAUAUAAAAGAAAGCGAGAACAUAAAUUAGAACAUCCGCUUGCGUUUUAUGGUGCGUAUCCACAGCCUUUUCAGCCAUUGUAUCUUCAUAUUCUUGAUUGUACCUCUACGUAUCCUGUGACGGGCUAUGAUAAUAGACGUGUAGUUUUUUAUAAUUUGCUUAAUGACAAGAAUGGCUUUGGUAUUCUUUCCACAAAGAGUUUGCCAAAGAUACCCUCGUUUCCGAUUUUCAUGAAGGAUGGUAAAUUAAAUGUCGAUGUAAAAUCCAAUCCCACAACGAUAAUGUUGAGCGAAAGUGAUAUCCAAUUGCUUAAGAGAUUUCAUUUCUUAUUGUUCAAUGAUAUUAUUCCUGUGAUUAAAAGCUUUAUGAUUUUCGAUAACGAUGAUCUUGAAAAUUCCUUCUUAAUUGUUCCAUUGAAUGAUACGCAGGAGAUAAAUUGGAACGCUGUUGAAACGUAUCAACAUAUAGAACGAAUUAUGCCGGAUAAGCCUUUUCAUUUUAAGACUAGCGAUUACGAGUUAGCACUGGUUACCCCAACGUAUAGAGGAUCAGCAGUCUAUGUAGUUACGCGAGUGUGUGAUGAUCUCACACCUGAAUCAUGUUUUCCCAAUGAGGAUUUUGAGACAUUCACGCAUUAUUAUAAAGAAAAACAUGGACUGACUAUAGAAAAUCUGCAGCAAUCUAUGUUGGAGGUGAAACCAAUACCAAUCAAAAUUAACUACAUAAAACCGAGAAAAUUGCCCGAAGGUCCGGUGAAAUAUAAGAAAACGGACGACACACUGGAAGAUCUUCAGGAACAUCUAAUUCCUGAACUGUGUUGGAGGAUAAAUUUCCCGGCUGUAUAUUGGUUAAAAGCGACCACGUUGCCUUCUAUUCUUCACAGAAUUUGUCAAUUCUUAAUCGCGGAAGACUUGAGAGUAACUAUUGCAAGAGAGACUGAAUUAGGUACGAUGACAUUAAAGAAAUUACCUCCCUUAGAAAUAGAGGAAGAUGUCGCUAAAUUGAAUGAAGAGGAUUAUAGUAAUGGAUUGGAAUUGACGGAUGAUUCGAUUGAGAAAACGCAAUUGGAUCAAACGUAUUCAGAUUUAAAUAUGUUCGAAUUAGAUUGUAACCCCUUCUUGAGGGACCAGGAACCUCGUGAUUUAUAUCGCGAUAUAGACCAAAUUCAAAUGAUCGAUAUUCAGUAUUAUAAUCAGUUUAUGUCUAACUCAAACUAUAAUGAAGAUGACAGCGUCAAGAAAAAUACGAAUAAAAGUGUCGGUCACUACAUAGAAAGGUCAAUGAUAUCAGCACCAUCGUUAAAUGUUCUUGCGUCCUCUGAUAGACAGUCUCCCUCACAAGGUCCUAAUUCAACAGAAAUCAUGCAUGCGCUGACCACCAAACUGGGCCUAGAUAUGUUCAAUCUAGAGCGGUUGGAAACUUUAGGUGAUUCCUAUCUAAAGUUCAUUGUAUCGCUGUUUUUAUAUCAAAAAUUCCCAACGUUCAGCGAAGGUCAAUUGACGGCGGUGAAGGGAAAGAUUAUUGGCAAUCGGAAUCUCUAUUAUUGCGGCAGUAAAAAGGGUAUUCCCGGUCGUAUAAAGAACGAUGCGUUUGUGCCCACGAGCAAUUUUAUCCCGCCCGCGUUCACGGUGCUGCGGCCAUUGCAAACGAUAUUACUGAAGGAAUCAGUGGCACCAAAUGUAUUGUACGAAUUUCAAAUACCGGAAUUCGAGAGGUACACCGGAUACAUAAGCGAAGAUACAAAAUUUGUGAUGCAGCAGACGGUGAUAAACUGGGAUAAGGGGGAUAAGCAAACGGGUGUCGAACAUUAUCUCGGUGUACAAAUCUUAUCCGAUAAAACCGUGGCGGAUUCGGUAGAAGCGUUGAUUGGCGUUUAUCUCAGAAGUAACGGUAUAAAAGGCGCCGCAAAACUGCUCAAAUGGUUCGGUAUACUGCCUGAUAUUGACAAUAGGAUUGAGAUUGACAAAUUACUGGAUAAUAAUCCACCUGAUCCUGUAAUUGGUAGUGGCGAUCCGAACCACCACAUGCCGUGGGCUGAUACUAUAGAAGCCAAGUUUGGCUAUAAAUUUAAGAAUCGAGCAUUUCUGUUACAGGCAUUCACGCAUCCAUCCUAUACACCGAAUGCAAUAACCGAGUGUUAUCAAAGAUUAGAAUUUCUCGGAGAUGCUAUUCUUGAUUUUUUGAUAACGUGUCACAUUUACGAAAAUUGUGGAAAUUUAAGUCCUGGUGAUCUUACCGAUCUGAGAUCUGCGCUCGUCAAUAACAUAACGUUCGCCUGCUUGGCAGUGCGGUAUGGUUUGCAUACCGCUUUAUUGGCCUACGCUCCCAUGUUGCACGAAAUGAUUGAUCGUUUUGUGAAGUUCCAAGAGGAACGAGACUAUGCAAUUAAUGACGAGCUGUUAUGCGUGCUGAUCGAAGAAGACGAGUGUAAUCUGACAGAAUAUAUUGACGUUCCAAAGACUCUCGGAGAUUUAUUCGAAUCUUUAAUCGGUGCUAUUUAUCUUGACAGUGGCAAAAGUCUUACAAAAGUCUGGGAAAUUAUCCAUUCUCUUAUGCACAAAGAGAUCGAUGAAUUUAGCAAAAAUAUUCCUAAACAGCCGGUACGAGUAAUACAUGAAAAUACAGAUAUACGUCCUAAGUUCCUAGAAGCGACAUUGAUUAAAGGCACUGGCAUGGUUAUGAUACCUUUGAAGAUCACUAUCGGUGGUAAGGAGAAACUCUUCCAUGGUUUCGGUGUUAAUAAGAAACAGGCUAAAUGCGCAGCCGCAAAACAAGCAUUAAAAAGACUGCAACUCGAAAAAUAAGUUCUUCUAGAGAUUAAUUGUUUUAUAUAACAUUGUUUACGUGCAUGUUUAUGAAUAUGUAGAGAUUAAUGAACAUCGAAACUGUUAUUAUUUCGUAAGUUCUAUAAAUACAAUAAGACUUCGAUGCUUGACUGCAAGUGUCCGGGUUAUAACUGAUACAUCAGAUUGAUGCAAAAAGUCCAUAGUUUUGGAUAAAAACAUCAAAGCUAAUUUGUGAAAGUUAUAUAUAUUUUAUGUCCAAUUUUUGGACAUAAAAUGAUUAAUUGUAUUGAUUUUUAACUUCUCUGUUAAAUUUAUAGAUAUUAAUGUUUCUGCAGCUCGUUAAAUUCCAUUUUUAUACACAUAGGGUGAGUUCCAAAAUGUGCUGAGACACCUAUAUUAAAAAUAUAUAGUAUAAACUUAUCUUUUUUCAAUAUGAAGGGCAAGGAAACAGGAUGUUUGUGUUAAAUUCUUUUUCUUUCUGCGUCAAUCCGAUGAUAGAUACAAGAUCCGAUAUAAAUUUAGGUAAAUGUUGUACAUAUGUCAAGGUCAAGGUCAUCGGAGGUCAGGCCCUAAUUGUAAACAUUUACCUAAAUUUAUUUUAU
Messenger RNA from Temnothorax curvispinosus, 5731 nucleotides. RefSeq names its product endoribonuclease Dicer (gene Dcr-2). Gene Ontology annotation, biological process: apoptotic DNA fragmentation; siRNA processing; pre-miRNA processing. Gene Ontology annotation, cellular component: cytoplasm; RISC complex; nucleus. The coding region runs from base 285 to 5147 and encodes 1620 amino acids. Gene Ontology annotation, molecular function: deoxyribonuclease I activity; ribonuclease III activity; protein binding. The transcript has 26 exons. NCBI's taxonomy places the organism in Eukaryota, Metazoa, Arthropoda, Insecta, Hymenoptera, Formicidae. The record is from RefSeq and is a predicted model, not a curated record.